Molecule: messenger RNA, 4905 nt
Organism: Chelmon rostratus (copperband butterflyfish)
Lineage: Eukaryota; Metazoa; Chordata; Actinopteri; Chaetodontiformes; Chaetodontidae
Gene: appl2
Product: adaptor protein, phosphotyrosine interaction, PH domain and leucine zipper containing 2
Exons: 21
Coding region: 35-2035 (666 amino acids)
Biological process (GO): signaling
Cellular component (GO): endosome membrane; cytoplasm
Molecular function (GO): protein binding
Source: RefSeq, a predicted model, not a curated record
UAAUUCAAGCUCCCAUUCUCUCACCGCUAACAAGAUGCCGGCCGUACAUCACAAACUGCUCCUGGAGGAGGCUUUGCAGGACAGUCCUCAGACUCGCUCCCUGCUCAGUGUGUUUGAGGAAGAUGCUGGGAUGCUUACGAACUACACCAACCAGCUGCUACAAUCGUUGCAGCGGGUGUUUGGAGCCCAGAGUGAGAUGGGAUUGGCCACAGAGCAGCUCUCGCAGCAGCUUCUGGAAUAUGAGAAGAAAAAUUUUGCCCUUGGAAAAGGUGAUGAAGAGGUAAUCACCACGCUGCAGAACUUCGCCAAAACUGUAGGGGAGCUGAACUCGCUCCACUCUGAGCUAGCCAACCAGAUGGCUGACAGCAUGGUUUUCCCACUGAUCCAGUUCCGAGAGAAAGACCUCACAGAGAUAAGCACACUGAAGGAAAUAUUUGGCAUCGCCACUGAUGAGCAUGAGGCAGCUAUGGUCAAAUACAGCCGAUUGCCCAAGAAGAAGGAGAAUGAGAAGCUGAAGUCGGACUUGGUGAAGGAGGUGGCCUACACUAGAAGGAAGCAGCACCAGGCCUCACUGCAGUAUUACUGCGCCCUCAACGCCCUGCAGUAUCGCAAGAGAAUAGCUAUGCUCGAACCUAUGCUAGGCUACACACAGGCACAGAUCAGCUUCUUCAAGAAAGGCAUUGAGCAGGUGUCAAAGAAGAUGGACAUGUUUCUCUCCUCUGUGUCCAACAUGACGCAAAACAUCCAGGCCCAGCUGGAUGCGGAGGCGGAGAUCAUGCGUGGGUCUCAGAGGGAGCUUCUGUCUGUGGAGGACACUGUCUAUAUGCCAGAUAAGGACACUGAGCCCGUCAAUCGCACACUUAUCCAGAAGGCUGGCUACCUCAACAUUAGGAAUAAAACAGGCCUUGUGACCACAGCCUGGGACCGACUGUACUUCUUCACCCAGGGAGGGAACCUCAUGUGUCAGCCGCGCGGGGCGGUGGCGGGGGGCAUGGUGCUGGACCUGGACAACAGCUCCGUCAUGGCUGUGGAGUGCGAGGACAGACGCUACUGUUUUCAGAUAACCUCCCCCUCAGGCAAAACGUCAAUGAUUCUACAAGCUGAGAGCAAAAGGGAAUAUGAAGAAUGGAUUUGCACUGUGAACAACAUAUCCAGACAGAUCUACCUGACUGACAACCCAGAGGCCGUGGCUAUCAGACUGAACCAAACCGCCAUCCAGGCGGUCACCCCCAUCACCAGCUUUGAGAAAAGACCAGAAGGCUCGCCCAACCCUGACAGAGCAAAGCCAGGAGGUAUAUAUACUGCCAGUGGCGGUUCCCAGAAGACGGGGGCUGCUCCGGAAUCAGAGGACCUGAUUGCCCCUGGGACACCCAUUCAGUUUGACAUCAUGCUGCCGGCCUCCGAGUUUCAGGACCAGAACAGGGCUGGGGGGAGACGCACAAAUCCGUUUGGAGAAACAGACGAUGACUGUUCAACAGAAAGUGACGACUCCCUCCUGCAGCAAGUGUUCGCCGUGCGCUUCCUGGGCUCAAUGGCGGUGCGCUGUGGCAACAAUCAGGAGGUCAUCUACGAGGCCAUGAGGCAGGUGCUGGCUGCCCGAGCCAUCCACAACAUCUUCAGGACCACCGAGUCCCACCUCAUGGUCACCAGCAGUAACCUCAGGUUGAUUGACCCCCAGACUCAAGUUACAAGAAUAAGCUUCCAGCUUGGAGAGGUGUGCCAGUUUGCAGCUCACCAAGAGAACGGGAGGCUCAUGGGAUUCGUGGUUGAGGACAGAGACUGGAGUGACGGCGAUGAGGAGGGAGAGCCUUCGUUUAGCGCCUUCGUCUUUGAGAGCAACACGGAGGGCGAGAAGAUAUGUUACACCAUAAGUUUGGCGAAGGACAUUACAGAAGCUAAGAAGGACCCAGAGGCACUGGCUCAGCUGAUGAAGAACAUGCCUCUAACCAACGAUGGAAAAUUCCUGCUGCUGGAGCCUGAGACGGGCGACACGACCAACGGAGCAGGACAGGAAGACCUGGAGUCUGAGGCCUAGUCCCAGCUGGGACCCCCCAAAAUAAAGCCACCAAGACCAGGGCCACGGUCCGACUUCUGCCCAGGAGAGAAAGCUUUCCCUGGCCGAAGGCGUCAUCAUGACUCCCUACCCUAACUCUGGUACUGUAACACUCAUAUUAGAGACUGUAGUUCACGUCCAUUUACCCUGUGUUACUAGAUCUCCAGUUGUUUGUUCUAAUGAAAGUGGAAGACGUUAGCAGGGGGUUGCCUGGACCAAAAAGCACAUCUCAUGGGCGCUCCAUCAGAUCUGCUUUUCUCUGAUCAGACUGGUGCAUGGGUCUUUGGAUUUGAAAUUGUUUUUUACACCACUGUUGGUGGUACUUACAUCAAAAGGGACACUACAUAGGUACUGAUUGUUUCAUUGUCUUCUAAUAUCCCCAGCCAUCUCGCUGAAGGCGAUGGAUGAUCUGCUUCAGUUUAGGUUUACGUUCAUUUUUAGGUUUACAUAGUUUGGAGAGUUUAUUCCUUUUUCGUUGUUUUACACAUGAACUUGUACAUAAGGCUCUUAUGCAACUACGUUGGCGUUUAUUUCUCGUUUAUUCAUGUACAAAAAAGUGAUUGCACUUCCGAGGUUGAUAUCUGUUUAAUGACGCUCGAUGGCUACAAAAUGCACUAACUGAGAAAUUGGAAGGAUCUUAGGCUUUUAAAGGACUUAAUAAAUAGGUUAAUAUGCUUUUUAUUAUCAUUGCUGUGUGUGAGCAUUUGAGUCGUGCAGCAGUGGAGACAGUUGGCAUGAGUGCCACUGUGAGGUGAGACAGACAUGACAUCCUGACUAUCUUAAGCUUUCCCGCUAAACAUAAUGAAUUUUACAUUAUUCUCCACUACCUGUAGAAAACAAGUUGUAAGAUGAUCUGUGCUGUACGUCCCUGAGCAGCCCCAAUAUUCUUUAGUAAAAAUUAAAAAGUACGUUGUUGCACUCGGUUUCUUUAAAGUCUAUGUAAAUAUGAACUGUCUGGGUGUUUAUGUGAUGUUUGAUCAAAGUUGGCUGCAUUCAAAGCUUCCAGAUUCAAUACGCUAGGACCGAUGUUGUGCAUGAUUAAAUAACAUUCUCUCGCAGUCCCUUCGCAGAAGUUUAAAACCUCUACACCGAGGGAGCAUUGAGCUGUAAUACAAAAAUAAUAUCACUGACAUGUUACAGUAAUGCAUGUAGGCACAGUGGAGCAUUAUGUACUCACUGAAAAGCUGCUCACUCCCUGCUCAUACAUAUGAAUUCUAAUCAGAUCAGGAAAACUGAAAACUGAAGGGAAGCGAUUGAUCCGUGAAACUUUGCCUUCCCUUUGGAUCCCAGUGCAGUUCUGAUCCACGUCAGCCCAUUUGAGCUGUAACGCUAAUCUCACCAGACGUUGGAAGCACAUGGUGCACUGUGUGAAUGUGACGUUUUGUACUGUGUAAUACAGACGAGGUCAAAACCACUGACUUGACGUUGAUCCUGAAAGUUGCAUCGUGUUGACCAGUGCGUUUGCUUGUCUGCUUGCUUUUUCUACUCUACGUCAGAGCUCUUGGCAGAAAGCCGUCAAACAAGGAUGAAGUGUGGAUAUUUCAUUCAGGACUGCCUGCUCUACUGGUGAAAUAAUUAGUUGUGAAUAUGUUUGAUGGCCCAUGACACUGCUCAUUGUAAUCGAAGAAAUAGUUUGACAUUUGGGGAAAUGAGCUUAACCGCUGUCUGGAGGAGAGCUGCCUUAGACGACGUCUGUCCGUAACAUAUGAAGCUACAUUCAGCGUCUUAGCACAAAGAGUGCAAACAGGGGCUCUGUUGAGUGUUCCAGCUGCACCUCUAAACAUCACUAAUCAGCAGUUUAUCUGUACAAAAACCCAAGUGUAAAAAGAGCAGUUUAACAUUUCACAGAUCUGCGCUGGUUGCCUGGGAACUGCUCAGAGCCAAGAAAUAGUCCGAUGCAUAAUCCUCUCCUGUUAAACCGUCAUUUUAGUGUGUUAGUCUGUUGAAUUUUUGUAUGGUGGUGGAUUUUGUGACGACAGUGCCAGGCUUUUUCCAGUCUUCAUGCUAAGCUACCAGUAGCCUUAGAGUGGUGUUUAUCUUCUUGUCUAACUCUCCACCACAAAGCGAUUCAGCACAUUUCCCUAAUUGUCCGAGUUUUGCUUUAAAGGUGUAAUAUGUAACAUUCCUGCAUUAAAAUGUCUAUAAAUGACUAGAUCUAUGUCAUAUAUUUUGUUGAGUUUUGUACUUACAUUAUCCCAAAUGUUCAAACCCAGCGAAAUCUGUGAUUUUAUUCAAGAUAAUAAUGCGUUUCAUUUGCUCACCUGACGUGCUGAUGACAUACUGUGCAUUUAAGUCAUAACGUUUCUCUUCCUGUUGCCUGAUAUAAAUGUGUGUCAGCAGGUCUUCUCGUGCUAAAAAGACAAUUCUGUCCAUGCAAAAUACUUGCAAUCUCCUUCCUCGGGUGCAGGUUGAGAAGCUUCAAUGACACCAUUAAUAAAACUACAGCAGUGUACACAAACGCACUAAGUACAUCCGUUUUUCCUGUUUGGCGACCUACACAAGCUGGUGCCUGAUUGAUGGCUCGCUCAGACAGAAGAGUUUCUCCAACUUAACCAAAUCCUCUUACUGUGUGUGGCCUGCUGGAGCCCAUAACUCGUAGAGUAUUGCUGCAUAGUCUUGAUAGAUUUGUGCGUUUUUAAGUAAUGCAUCGUCAGGAAAAAAUCUGGAUAUUCAUGGUGUAGUUUCAGUAAUGUAGCAAGAGCUGCAGUUUCUCCCCUCUCCCUCUGUCUUUGUGUGAACGGCUGAAGUUGACAGAAUCCACUCCCCGUAAGGUUUUGCACUUCAUUUGUCCUAGUUUUCUGAAACCAAUGUUAACAUGCAUUCUUUAAUAAACGUAAGUGAUUUUUUUCUUA